This is a messenger RNA of Paramacrobiotus metropolitanus, 2334 nucleotides long. Its product is annotated as nucleolin-like. The transcript is spliced from 9 exons. The coding region runs from base 203 to 2131 and encodes 642 amino acids. NCBI's taxonomy places the organism in Eukaryota, Metazoa, Tardigrada, Eutardigrada, Parachela, Macrobiotidae. Gene Ontology annotation, cellular component: nucleus. The record is from RefSeq and is a predicted model, not a curated record. Gene Ontology annotation, biological process: mRNA splicing, via spliceosome. Gene Ontology annotation, molecular function: RNA binding.
GCGCAAGCGGUCUCACUCAAGUGGUGCUGAAGAAGUCUCUGCCACUGCGGCAUUUAUUCGCCAAAAAUUUACCCUGCCGCCGUCUGCAUUUUAAAUAAAGUGCAGUGAAUCAGUUUGAUUCAUUUUGAAUUUGCAUUGCCUUAGGUCCCUGAAAUAUUCGUAUAUCGGUAUUGAUAUCUAUCUGUGAUUCAAGUCGGAUAUCAUGUCGGAAGGACGCAUGCAGAGCCGCGGUGGUCGCGGUGGUUUCCGUGGAAAUUUUCGUGGCGGACGCGGCGGUGGUGGCGGCGGCUUCCGGGGUCGCGGUGGAGGGGGUGAUCGAGGAGGCUUCCGUGGGGGAUUCCGCGGUGGCCGGGGAGGCUUUGGGGGUGGUGAUCGUGGCCGAUCCGGGGAUCGCGGUGGCCGUGGUUUCGGUGGGGGAUUCAGAGGAGGUCGCGGAGGCUUCAACAAGAGUCCGCGCGAUCAGUCCGGUGAUUCCGGCGAGAAGAAGCGCGUGCGCUUUGAUUUGAACAAUAACGAGAGCGGCAGUGAGGAUGAGGAAAUGGAAACCAUGCCCGUUGAGAAGAAAACCCCUGUUCAGAAGGAGAAAGGUUCUCCGCAGCGCAACGCUGAUUCCGGACAGAAAGCAGCCAAAGAGGCGAAAGCUCCGGUAGUUAAAGCUGUUGAAAACGGUGAAAAAGCUGCGACAGCCGACGGAGAAGGCAAAAAGAAAAAGAAGAACAAGAAUAAAAACAAGAACAAGAAUGCCGAAAAUUCGGGUGAUACUAAACAGGCAGCAAAGCCUGUCGAAACCGCGAAGCCUGCUCAACAAGCGAAGAGUCCAGAAAAGAAAACCCCAUCGCCUCAGAAAGAAAAAGAGCCCGUGAAGCAGCAGAAACCUGCCGCAAAACCGACACCUUCCGAGACAUCGGCCGAGCCGAAACCAGGCUCAAAACGGCCCGCAUCCGAUGUGGAUGACACUAAGGAUCGCUUGACUUUCAAAGCCAAUCGACAGUUGUUCUUGAAGAAUCUGCCCCAUGGAGUAACGGUCGAUGAUAUUAAAGCUCUUGUGCCAGAUUCAUUGUCCGCCCGUGUUGUUGAUAGGAAGGAAGGCUUAUGUUAUGCGUUUGUUGAAUUUCCCUCGGAAGGUCAGGCCGAGAAGUACCACGAUAUCCUGAAAAAGAAGAACACACUGAAAGGACAAACGUUUAUCGUGGAUUACUGCGGAAUGAAGAGUGAAUACCAAAAACGAGAACCCGGAAUCCGUGAAAAACCUCAAGAAGAUCCCUUGAAGUUAUACGUCGGCGGUCUGAAGGCUGACACCUCCAUGGACGAUAUUCGCAAGGCGUUCCCCAAAGCCAUCGACAUUGCUAAGCCAACCCGUAAUAAGCGAAAGAAGCAGACUGCGUCUUAUGCGUUUGUGAACUUCGCUAAUGCCCAGGAUGCCGAUGCUGCCUUCAAGUCUAGCAAAACUUUGAUGAUUGAUGGUAACCGCGUUACGGUAUUGCACGCGUGGAAAUCAGUCGCCAAGAAGGCCGAAAAGGCCGGCGAGAAGAAGGACAAAUCCGCAGCAUCGGAGCAACCGGCCGCUAAGAAGCAGAAGACGGAAACCGGUGCUAAAGCGAAGCCCGCUCCAGCCAAAGAGGAUUCCGAUGAGGAGGACGAUGAUGAAGAGGAUGAUGAAGACGAAAGCGGUGAAGACGAUGAAAUCAGUGCAAAAUUAAGAAAAGCUCUCCAAGGCGGAGAAGAUGAUGAGUCUGAAGAUGACGAUGAAGACGAUGACGAGGAUGAAGAUGAAGUUCCCACAAAGAAAGCGAAAACCGCGGCCGUACCUGCCAGUGCGGCUGCUGCCAAACAAUCUCAGAAUAAGCAGACUGUCCCGGCGAAAGGUGGUGAUGCCAAAGCCGAUAAGGGCAAACCUGUACAGCCCGUGAAGCCUCUCGUCAAGGGUGACAAACUGAAGAAUUCCAAACCUCAGAAGCUAACGACCAACAUCGCCGAUGAUGACGACGAUGAGGAGGAGGACGAAGAUGAUGAUAUGGGCAUGUUCAUCGGCGAGGAUGACGACGACGAUGAUGAUGAUGAGGAAGGGGACGAUGACGAUGAGGACGAGGAGGAAGGGGACGACGACGAAGAGGACGAGGAUGAUGAGUGAACAUCAGCUCUUGUUAUCGUUUUAUUGUUGCUACGUUUUGUGGUGUCUGCUUUUUUUGUUGUUUUACCCCCUGGAUUUGAUUCGGUUAAUUCCAGAGCAAGUAACAAAUGCGGAAACUUUAUGGCACUUGGUUGUAGUUAUCAAGUAAAUUUUAGAAGUUGAGUUUUGUCGAUGCGUUCCUUAAUAAAUCGUAUUGUUAGCAG